Messenger RNA from Passer montanus (Eurasian tree sparrow), 564 nucleotides. It is a transcript of the gene SLA2, whose product is annotated as Src like adaptor 2. The transcript is spliced from 3 exons. The record is from RefSeq and is a predicted model, not a curated record. The coding region runs from base 1 to 564 and encodes 187 amino acids. Lineage: Eukaryota; Metazoa; Chordata; Aves; Passeriformes; Passeridae.
AUGUCCCAGCCAUUCCCUAUCACCUACAUUGUUCUGAAGGUGCUCAUGGUAUGGGGCUGGUACAGCAGCCACAAGGCCCAUGGGGAGAAAGAACAGGGUCCUGGACAGCCCAGCCAAGUGCCCUUUGCCCUGUGCCUGCCAGGCUGCUGUUGCCUGUCGGUGCACUGUGGCAAGUGCUCUGCCUCGGCCUCAGUGACUCACUGCCACAUUCACCGGCUGGGUAAUGGAUGCCUUUACAUGUCGUCCUGGCUCACCUUCCCCAGCCUGCACAAAUUGGUGGGCCCCUACUCUGGUAAUGCCCUGGCAGCCCUCCAGCACCCUGAGCAGUGUGUGGGGAGAUGUCCUGUGGGCUGUGGGCUGCCUUUCUACUACUCCUGUGAGCCCUUUCUGCUCUCAAGCAGCUCCCUCCAGUUCUCGGAGACCACAUCCCCACCAGAGGACUCUCCCAUCAGCCAGAGCCUGAGGGAAGCCAUCAGCUUUUGCCUGAUUCUCUCAGAGACUGACACCCCUGAGCCAGACCCCACAGGAAAGGUGGUUGUUGUAGAUAAGUUAUGUAAUAGUUAG